CGUCCUUGCCCCCGGCCGCCGCUGCCCAGCCGGAGGCCGCGCAAGGUGCCGCCAAGGAGGGCGGUGGCACGGAGCAGCCGGACCCCUCCACCAUGACUCCCCAGGAACAGCAGCAAUACUGGUACCAGCAGCAUCUGCUCAGCCUGCAGCAAAGGGCAAAAGCCCAUGCUCAGGGACAGCAGCAGAUGAAAAGUCCAGUAGUGAAGGAUGAGCAGAGGGCCAAGUCUGAAGAAGGGAAAAUAAGUGCUUCAACUCAGCAGUCUGAACCUUCUCCUCUCAAUGAAUCCCUGCCUCCAGUAUCCAAAGAAGAUGAAUCUUCUCUUACAUCCACUGAAACUCAGCUCAAUAUUGAACCUCCUGAUGACCCUGAGGAAGAUUUGAGAUUGCAACAAUUGCAAGCAGCAGCAGCUCAAUGGCAGCAGCACCCCCAUCACCGAGUUGGGUUUCAAUAUCAGAGAAUAAUGCAGAAGCAUGCUCAGCUGCAGCAGAUAGUACAGCAGUAUCAACAGAUCAUGCAACAGCCUCCACACUUAGAGACAAUGUCAGUGGACAUGCAGCUGCGACAUUAUGAGGCACAGCAAAAACAGUUCCAGCAGCUUCAUAAAGAUUGGGAGCGAUCAAUGAACCAGCAGUGGCAACAUCAGCUUCAAACCUACCCUCAUAAAGACCAGCUUCAAGAGUAUGAGAAACAGUGGAAAGCAUGGGAUGAACAGAUGAAAGUCACUCAGUCACAUCUGCAGGAAAAAGUGACCUCACUCCAAAAUCUGAAGAAUCAAUAUCCUGCAAAUGUUUCGCUGCCACCUCCAUUUAUUCCAUAUUCUCAAACUGGUCAAGGUGGCAUUCCUAUUAUGCCUCCAACAUUACCUUCAACUACACCUCCACUGGUCCCCCCGCCUCUCUCUUCUGUUUCUCAGUUAUCCAAUUCCUCUGUCCCUUCAGGAUCCAGUUCUCAAAGCAGUCAAGCUACUGAAACACCAAGGCCAGCUCUUCUUCCCACCCCUGGUACCUAUUCAUCAAAAAUAGCUAGUUCAACUAGCUAUUCACCUUACCAUUCUCAAGUAGGUUCAUCCUUUGGCUCAUCUGACCACGGAAAAUCUCAAGGUCAUCUUAGUAAACAAACUGUAAAUAUUUCAUCUGAAAAUCAGUGUGGGGAACUGAAAGGCACAUCUGCUGUGUCUUCAACACACACGCCUAUUGUGCAGGAUAAACCAGUGAGGUCAGGUGGAUUGCUUCCAGAUCCUCCCAGAUCUGCACGUUUUGAAGGCCCUAGAGGCCCUAGAUUUGAUGGACCUCGAGGAAGAGGUUAUGACAAAUUUGAAGGCCCAAGACAGAGAGGACCUCGUUUUGAAUCCCAGCGCUCAGAAGGAUACAGGUCACGUUUUGACCGACAGAAUACAGAUGGACAGUCUUCAAGUAGAUGGGGCUCUAUCCCACGAGGACCAGCAGGACAAUUUUAUACAACAAAUGCAUCACAUGGACACGGUUCCCGACCUGGUGGUCCACGGUGGAUGGGGCCUAGGCCUCAUUUGGGACAGCAGCAGCAGCAGCAGGCACAGACAGACUCACAGUCAGAAAGCAAAGAAUCUUUUACAGACACAGCCGGUGAGCAGCAGUCUGUAACCGGAACAGAGUCUACUCCUGACACACAGAGUGCAGGUCCCAUUGAGCCAAAUGAGGACCUGACAGACACUCAACAGGAACCAUCCAAACCUGAAGUCAAAGAACCUAGUUCAGACCCUCCUAAAAAAUGGACAUGGAGUUCACAUGAUCCCAGCCAGCAAGUCGAAGAGUCCAAAGCACCCACCCCGCCUAUUCAGAACCAGAAUACAGUAGCCCCUGUAACAGGAAAUCAGGAUUUGGAUUCAUCAGAUGGUCAGUUGGCUGCCUCAGAUAGCACCCAGGGCCUACCUGGACCGGAAAGCAGAGGAAAAGGGCCAUUUAUGCAUGAAGAUAGAGGAAAGGGACCAGGAAGCAGAGGAAGGGGCCGUGGCAGAGGGCAGGGGGAUGGCCGUGGCUGGGGAAUGAACCGUGGCCGGGGAAUGGGAAGGAUGGAUGGUGGCCGAGGAAUGGGAAGGAUGGACGGUGGUUGGGGAAUGGGCAGGAUGGAUGAUGGCCAUGGUCGGGGAAUGGGCAGGAUGGAUGAGGGCCGUGGCAGAGGAUAUGUAUACAGAGGCAGAGGGCAGGCUAGGCAGGCAUCCAUCCGAGGCAGGGGAAUGUUCAGGAGGGCAGGCAGCAGGGAGAGGAUACCAGAUAGACGGUCAGGCAGCAGGGAGAGGAUGCCAGAUGGACAGUCAGGCAACCGAGAGAGGGGCCUGGGUGGACGGUCAGAUAGCCAUGAGAGGGUAUUCUCUAACCGAGACAGAGAGCUUCCUGGACGGCCAAGCAGCUGGGAUAGGGGACGGGCCGGAAGCCGGGAGAGAGGCCCAGUCAGACGGGCCUGUAGUCGGGAAAGAGAGCCCAUGCGAGGGACAGGUAGCCGGGAGAGGGAGCCCAUGCGGCGGGCAGGUAGCCGGGAGAGGGUCCCUGUCAGGCGGGCAGGUAGCCGGGAGAGGGUCCCCAUCAGGCGGGCAGGUAGCCGUGAAAGGGACCUGGUCAGGCGGGCAGGUAGCCGGGAGAGGUGUCCCAUCAGGAGGGGAGAUAGCCAUGAGAGGGAAGCAGGAAGAUCUGAAACAGGCAGUAUGGGUAAACCCAUUCACCUAGGAGAUGACCCUGACAAAUUGCCUCCAUACCAUCGAGAUGAAACGUUCAGGGGUUCCUGGGGUCAUGAAGAUGAUACAAUGCAGGAGGAAUUUCCUUUAGAUAGUCAAAAUGACCUGUCUUUGGAGCAUGAGCAAUUGGAUAACUGGGAAAGAGAACAGUACUGGAGAGAUCACAACUCUGAUUAUCAGGAUGAUUCCGUAGAUACGUAUGACAGAGAUGACAGGUUGCAGUCCCACCAUUCAAUGCCUCCAUUGUCUCCCUUACCACCACUACCUCCUUUAUCAUCUGAUCAUGACAGACGAGAUUCAUGGUGGGAUGACUGGAAAGGGCCAAGAGAAAGGGAACUAGAGAGAGAUUUAGAUAGACCUGGAAGAUCCUCAGAUAUUUAUGAUCAAGAUUUAGACAGAGAAUGGGAUAGAGACUGGGACAUGAGACCUAUGGAUGAUAGAGAAAUGGGGAAUCGUGACCUGGAUAUCCCCCCUCUACCACCAUUACCACCCCUUCCACCUCUGGACAGGUAUCGUGAAGACAGGUGGAGGGAUGAUAGGAACAGAGAUCAUUAUGACAGAGAUCUCCGAGACAGAGGGGAGCUUAGGAUUCGAGAAUAUCCAGAGAGAUACGACACAUGGCGGGAGAAGCAAGACUACCUUCCCGAAAGGACUGACUGGGAGAGGGAACGGUUGUCAGAUAGGUGGUAUCCAGAUGAUGGAGAGAGACUGCGGUCUUUGGAUGACCGCUCAGAUUCAUCCCUUCCUCCACCUUCACAUUCCUCUGAUAUGCUGGGAGCAGAUUCAAACCUGGACUCUGACCAGUCCUUGGGAGGAGUGAUGGUCCUAAGCCAAAGACAGCAUGAGAUAAUUCUGAAGGCUGCCCAGGAGCUCAAAAUGCUUCGAGAGCAAAAAGAGCAGCUACAGAAGUUGAAGGAGUUCAAACCUGACAUUUCCACCCAGGACUCUUCAAGACCACAGAACACAAGCACAAGGCCAGGUGCCUUUCAGGUCUCUUCUCAGCUAUCUUCAGAGGCACCAGUAGAAGCCCAAGCUAUUAAACCUUCUCCUGCUGUUAUUAUAAAGCCUCCCGUGUUGUUCAGACAGCCCACCCCUGUGACAAGACCAAGUGCCCCACUGGCAAGGCCUACUACACCUAUGACAAGGCCACAUGCUCCAGUUUCUACUCCAACUACAACCCCAAGUCAUGGUCAAUCUUUAAAACCAUCACCUUCUGCUGUGGAACAGGAACGCUGGGAUGAGGACUCUUUCCAUGGACUGUGGGACACAAAUGAGGAUAAAGGUGCAAACAUGGAGUACGAGUUGUGUAAACAGGAGUCAAUGAUGCCUCCACCUGUCUCCUCGCCUGUGAAAGUACCUGCUGUCCACACCUCCAUUCCAUCAGUACCAGUGUCCCUUUCUCCAGUUAUUCCACCAGUUCCUAAAGCACCCAUCAUUCAGCAAACGGUGGAUUAUGGUCACGGGCGAGAUAUAACCACCAGUAAAGUUGAACAGAUUCCAUAUGGGGAGAGGGUAACCCUCCGUCCAGAACCUCUACCAGACAGACAAACAUUUCAAAAAGAGCAUCCAGGUCGCUACAACAGAGAAAGAGAUCGUGAGCCUUAUUUUGAGCGUCAAGGUAAUUCCAACACAGAUCAUCGGGAUUUCAAGAGAGAGCGGGAAUUGCACAGAGACCGUGGUUCUGUGGACUAUGAGCGAGAGAGAUUUGAAAAAGAGCGGCAUCCCCGAGAUGAUAGGGUUCUUCCUACUACACCUUCAAGAACUCAGUCUUACCGGGACAAGAAGGACCAUCCAUCCUCCAGGCGAGGUGGCUUUGAAAGACCACCAUAUGAACGAAAAACAGAUCGUCCAGCAUAUGAUCAUGGGCCUUCCAUGUUUGGAGAAAAUUCUUCUGUCCAAACACUGGAAUUUGAAGGUGAUCGUAGAAAUUACCCUGAGGAAAGGAUUCCUAUUUCUGCUCCAUCAAUGCCUCGUCAGCCACCACCUGCUCCACGAGUAGAAAGGAAGCCAGAAUCUAAAAACGUAGAUGAUAUUUUAAAGCCACCAGGACGGGAUAGCAGGCCAGAGAGGAUUGUGAUCAUCAUGAGAGGGUUACCUGGCAGUGGAAAGACACAUGUAGCAAAACUCAUCAGGGAUAAGGAAGUAGAAUGUGGAGGACCUGCACCAAGAGUGCUCAGUCUGGAUGACUACUUUAUCACUGAAGUGGAGAAAGAGGAGAGAGACCCAGAUACAGGGAAAAAAGUUAAAAAGAAGGUGAUGGAGUACGAAUAUGAGGCUGAUAUGGAGGAGACCUAUCGUACCAGCAUGUUUAAAACUUUCAAAAAGACCUUGGAUGACGGCUUCUUUCCCUUCAUUAUCCUUGAUGCCAUCAAUGAUAGAGUGCGACACUUUGAACAGUUUUGGAGUGCUGCAAAAACAAAGGGGUUUGAGGUCUACUUAGCUGAAAUGAGUGCUGAUAACCAGACAUGUUCCAAAAGGAAUAUUCAUGGGCGCAAGCUAAAGGAUAUCAGCAGGAUGUCUGAUCACUGGGAGGCAGCACCACGCCAUAUGAUGCGCCUGGACAUUCGUUCUUUGUUGCAGGAUGCUGCUAUAGAAGAGGUGGAGAUGGAGGAUUUUGAUGCAAAUAUUGAAGACCAGAAGGAAGAAGUCAAGAAGGACACAGCAGAGGAGGAAGAAAGUGAACUGGGUUACAUUCCGAAAAGCAAAUGGGAGAUGGACACUUCUGAGGCAAAGCUAGGUUUUUGACAUUUGUGUAGUGUCUACUGCAUGACACAUGUACCUUGAACCGCAAUAGUACGGAUGGAAGCAGACCCCUUUGGAAAAGCAAUCCAGCUUCAAACAUGGAAGGACAUAACAUUUUAAAAUAAAUUCUGUGUAGCAGUAACCAGAAGGGACAGAGGGGAACUUCAUAUUCAGAACAGCUUCUGAGCUCCUCUGCUGAUGUUUGAGCAUUACACGUUUCUUGGCGAUGUUUUCAGUUGUUUGGUGUGCGGCAGGGAGUGGGAGACUUAACUUUCUUUCAUAUUGGUAACGAGGUGAGCUUGCAUCAUAGCUUCCUUCCAACAGGAGUAUGUCUGUCUACAGGUAUUUGCCAACAGAGAGCUCCUCAAUUCUCACUUCUUCAUGUUCUUAAAUGGUCCUCAAUGAGUUUGUUGAUCUCCUGUUCAAUGUUAUUUUUUUCUGGAAAUGCUUAAUGCCACAAAUGAUCUACACUGGUUGAACGUAAUACUGAGAAAAAGUACGUUAUGUGCUGGAGUAACAGAGGAAUAUUGUAUAAAUCAAUUUUGUCUUCUAGAGGGAGUGUCGCCUUUCUGUGGAGAUUGAGCAUCAGAUUUGGCAGAUUUAACUUAGUGCAAAAGAAGAACCUUAACUAAAUCAUGUAAUAGAUAGAAAUAUUCUGAAUAUUUUUCUUAAAUGUUGGCUAUUUUAAGAAGCAGGGGGAUUAUAAUGUUUUAUUAGAAGAAGUUCUGUAUCUGUUCUAGGGAAAUGGGGCAAAGGUGGAUUUUUUAAAUGGUUUUGAGCUGUAUGAGGGAGAAAUAAUUUCACUAAUUUAUGGCUUUUAAAUUAUAUUAGCAUGUCUACAGUACCAUUGCCUCACAUUAUCUCCAUUGUUACUCUUCUCUCCCAUAUUGAGCAAAAAAACUAAUCUCUGAACUGUGCUUCUUUAAGUACAUACCUUUGAACAUCAUCUUCUGCUAUCCAGAAAAUAAUGUUGCCUUGUAUUUGGUCUGUUUCUGAGGCCUUUUGUGGGUGAAUUUAAUUGCAAUAGUGACUUCUGAAACAAUAUUUCUAACAUCACCGAUAAUGGUUUAAUGAAUGUAAUUGCCAAGCUUAGUGUUCCUUCUACACAUACUUGAAUUGUUGGCUUAUAAAUUGGUAGUUUACAUCGGCAGAAGUAACAGAAUUUCCUUUGACCUGUAGUGCUGGUUUUCCUUUUCAUGCUUUGUUGUUCAUAAUCUUAAAAUGAAUGUUUCAUCUCCUUUCCAAAGAUAGUUUGCCACAUAAUUUUAAGAAGGUGUUGUUUUCUUUAUUAAGUGUCUAAAGAGGAGCAAAAUUUUAGAACCUAGGAACGGAAUUGUUUCUCCUCAUGUUAUAUCGGUUCGAUAAGAAAAAGAAGAAAAUGAGGACUGUUGGACAAAUGUACUGCUCAAAUAUUCAUGACUGACCUCUUACACCAUGAAAGAAAAGAUUCUGAGAUAUUUUUCUCCCAGUCCUGGAAGACUUCCUAAGUGGUUUGCCUUAUGGGGAGAGAAAAAGAAAAGGGAGGAUCAGGCUUUUCAAGGAGCAUUUUGUUCAGCAGAAACAGUAUCUCAAAAACUUGUCUUUUAUGCAUUAAAUUAUAUAAUUGCCACUUGUUCCCUGAUACUGCAUGUAUGCCAUGUUUGACACAGUAUUGAUCCCCAAAUUUGGGAAAAAUGCUACAGCUUUAGUAUUGUGUUCAAAUACAGCAAGAUGGAUCUGUGGUUCCUAGCUAUUGUUGGCUAUAUUGUACCUGUAAGGACAGACUCCAUUAUAGAUCUGGAAGAGCAAACCUUUUCUCCCUAAUAUAGAAAACAACACUGAGUGUUAUUGCCACAGAGUUAACGUGAAAGAUCAAUAAAACUUGAAAACUG
Cyanistes caeruleus (blue tit) is the source of this 7321-nucleotide messenger RNA. RefSeq names its product YLP motif containing 1 (gene YLPM1). The record is from RefSeq and is a predicted model, not a curated record. Lineage: Eukaryota; Metazoa; Chordata; Aves; Passeriformes; Paridae. Gene Ontology annotation, biological process: regulation of telomere maintenance. Gene Ontology annotation, cellular component: nucleus.